UCUCCUCAAAAGUGUCUCUGGCCCCGCUAAAGCGUCGUGUUUCCAUGGUAGCUGAUACGAGUCAACAAUGAAAUCCGCUGUGAUAAGGGGGCCGCCUGACAUUUUAUAGCAACUCAACAACACAAAAGGGGAAAAGGCGAGCAAGUGCAUGGUUUAUAUUGCCGGUACAGACGGUGGUGCCGGACGGCAAUUACUUUAGUAACAUUUCUGAAGGUACUUUUCAUAGAAGACGCGUAUCUUUUGGGGCGUUUUGCGAGGCAGAAGGAAGCACCAUUAUUGUGUGCCACACGGAACUUGGAGUUGAAGCGUAAGCUAAAUCAAUUAGCUGAUCUAAAGUAACGUUAGCAACAAGUAACAACACAUGCACAUGAAACGGCGUUAUAAACGCACAGAAAAUGUUUAAAAACACAUUUCAAAGUGGAUUCCUAUCUAUAUUGUAUAGCAUUGGGAGCAAACCUCUUCAGAUAUGGGAUAAAAAGGUCAGGAACGGCCACAUAAAACGGAUUACAGACAAUGACAUUCAGUCGCUGGUGCUUGAAGUGGAGGGAACAAAUGUCAGCACAACUUACAUCACGUGUCCGGCAGACCCAAAGAAGACACUUGGCAUCAAACUACCUUUCUUGGUUAUGAUCAUCAAGAACUUGAAGAAGUAUUUCACCUUUGAAGUCCAGGUGUUGGAUGACAAGAAUGUGAGGAGGCGGUUCCGGGCCAGUAACUACCAGAGCACCACGCGGGUAAAACCCUUCAUCUGUACCAUGCCCAUGAGGCUGGACGAUGGCUGGAACCAGAUCCAGUUCAACCUGUCUGACUUCACACGGCGGGCCUACGGCACCAACUACAUCGAGACACUCCGUGUGCAGAUCCAUGCAAACUGCCGCAUCCGGAGAGUGUACUUCUCUGACCGACUGUACUCAGAGGAUGAGCUACCUGCUGAGUUCAAACUGUAUUUACCCGUACAGAACAAAGCAAAGUAGGGCAGCUGAAUCGAUUCUCCUCCAUAUCUGCAGAUUGUCUGAUGAAUUUGUUGUAAUGUUUGUUUCUUUCAUAUUUUGGAACCAUGUGAUUGUUUCCUAAAUUCUUGUUUCUCUGCACAAUAAACAUUGUUUAGCAUAAAAAUCUGCAAAUUCCAAAGUGGAACCCUCAAUUAUUGUGUAACAAUGUACAUAGUAAACUCAUGGUUAUUACAUGAUGUACAAGAAAGCAAAUAGUCAGGUUACAGAUCCACAGGCAGGGUUUUAUUUCAUAGAAAACAAUCUACUCUCACCUACAUAUGCAAUCCUAUCUGACUUCACACUUGUAUUCAAGGUUCUAGAAACAUAUCACCCAAUAGAUUGGGGGCUUAAAAUAGAUCUUUAGUUGAGUUACUACAGUAUAAACAUCACAUUCUGAAAAUACCUCUUACCUGCCCAUCAAAUACACACUAAUCUUGAAAUUGUAAAUGAGCAACCUUCCUGAAUGAAAAGUGUAAAGAGAAUUAAAACCGAACUCAACCAAUACUUAUUUUCUACAAUACAUGACAAUAGAAACUAAGCACUUUAGUUUCUCUGAAGUGAGAAUACAGGCUGGAUGUGGUUUGUGGCUCAUGUAGAGAUGUCAGGCACAUGGGCAUGAAUGAGUAGGCCCUUUGCUGAAGAAAAAAAAGGCAUGUAUAGACGGUCCCACUGAACAUGAAGGGUUGAGGGCUAACUAGACCACAGUUCCAGUAUACUAGUGACAACACAAAGGAUCACUGCAGUGCAGGUCUGGAAUGGCGUAAAGGGAUACAUGCAUACUGUGUGUUUGGUACAACACAAUCAAUAUGGUUGUUACUGUUUGGAUCACCAGCAUCUUUUUAAUAGGAUGGCAAUAUUGGCAUAUAAAACAUCAACUUAUUUUACAAUACAUUGUACUUAAGAUAUAUUCAAAGAGCAUCAGAGCACUCAUCUAUUUAGUACAUUUUUCAGGGGAGGGGGUAGAUCAGUUAUUGCAGAUUGUGACUUUAGGUAAAUAUAUUUUCCUCCUAACUACCACCCCUUCCCUAAUUGGAGGAAACUAAUGGACAACCAUGUUUAGGCUUCUACACCGUUUGUUUUUAGUCCCCCCCCCAUAUUAACUGCACCGUUUCAAAGUUCUGAACCUUUUCUAUUCUCAGUUUACAGAUUGUAAAUAAAAUAAAAAUUGCCAAGAGUGUUAUUAUUGAUCAAUAUGACUGACUUCAAAUCACCCAGCAGUGCUAUUUGCUCAGUUAAAUUGCAACAUUUACCUGGGGGAGUUAACUCAGCCAUUCCUGAACCCGUGACCAAAAACAAGCUACAUAUGGACAGUACCAAAACAAAUGAUAAUGAUUGUCUCUUCGCAGCACAAUAUGCAGAGCUGGGAUGGUUGUAUCCCCUAUAACAUUCUAUUGGGUUGCAAGAAUUUUGUAUAAUCAUUUUAAUUGAAAAACAAAGUUUUGAAUCCAACGUUUUGUGUAUCAGUUCAUAAACAUGUGCCAUGGAAUCGGUACAAUAAUCUCUUCCUAGCUAUUUUGCAGUAUAUGGCACAGCUGUACAUUUUUCUUGGUCCUUAAAAUGAAACUGGUGUACUUUCUAUUUACCACAAUUGGUCUUUAACGCAGCGCCGACAGACAAGUUCCUUACUUUCUCCCCCUUCUACUUGCCCCUUCCAUUUGUGGUAAUGCUGCAAUUAGUUGGUUGUAAUGGAGUAGAACAGACAUUUCCAUAUUUUUCUUAGCUGCAUGUGCAACAACUCCACCAGUUCCAUUUAUAUAAUUUACAAAGAUUAUAGCAAAAAAA
This is a messenger RNA of Oncorhynchus kisutch (coho salmon), 2774 nucleotides long. It is a transcript of the gene cfap20, whose product is annotated as cilia and flagella associated protein 20. The transcript has 6 exons. Lineage: Eukaryota; Metazoa; Chordata; Actinopteri; Salmoniformes; Salmonidae. The record is from RefSeq and is a predicted model, not a curated record. The coding region runs from base 396 to 974 and encodes 192 amino acids.